AUGGGUAAUCGAACAAUCACAUGCCUCCUUUUGCAUCUUACGUUCACAUUUACGCAGGCGCAAAACGAUGAUUUUGUUAAGACACUUACACAUGGUGGCAAGGUUCGUGGCAAACAGGAGACUGUUCAACUGGGUGACAGGACGGUCGCUGUCAGUGCUUACAAAGGGAUACCGUUUGCCAAGCCACCAGUUGGCAACAAACGGUUUGCUCCACCUGAAGAACAUGAAGGUUGGGGCGGGGAGCCAAUAGAUGCCACAGGAACGCCACCUGCAUGUUGGCAGUAUGUGGUGCUUGAUGGUUUUGAUCAGAAUAAUCCAGGUGCCCGAAUGUGGUUAAACAACACGGAAAUGAAUGAAGAUUGUCUUUAUUUGAACGUUUGGGCUCCUCUCAACCCCAGCAUGUCGAGAAGUUUUCCAGUUAUGGUGUGGAUUUAUGGAGGGGCAUAUACUAGCGGCACCUCUACACUGGAUGUUUAUGAUGCCUCAAUCCUGGUAGCUAAACACGAAGUCGUUGUCAUGAGCAUGCAGUAUCGAGUUGGCGCAUUUGGUUUCCUUCGACUGGCUCCCAGUUCAGAUGGCUCGAAUGUGGCAAUGGGAAAUGCAGGGCUGUUGGAUCAACUUUUAGCACUGAAAUGGAUGAAGGAUAACAUAAUGGUGUUUGGAGGCGAUCCAAGCCAAGUCACGGUAUUUGGAGAAUCUUCGGGUGCCGUGAGUGCCUCACUUUUGUGGCUGUCUCCUUUGGCAAAGAACUAUUUCAACCGUGUAAUCCUGCAGUCAGCAAGCGCGUUGACGAGGUGGGCUGUUGAAAGUCUAGAAGAAGCUCACAUGCGCGCAGAAAAAUUUACCGUUGCCUGUGGUUGCCCAUCGCCAAAGACGAAACGUGCAUUGAGUUUAGCUUGCUUGCAAAGUUUGGAACCCAUAAAAGUUGUCGACACGCUGAACAGCGUGGGCGAGUUUGUAGAAAACAGAAGGAUGGAAAAACUGAAAACUUUAUUUCCAGGUGAUCCUGACAUCUUAAGUUGGGCCAAGUCCAGUUGGAUCUACUUUGAUGUUCCGUUGAAAGCUGUAAUUGACGGCCAUGUGAUCCCGAAGCACCCUGAAGAAUUGCUUACCACUGCUUUCCAGGAACAACUACGCACCAAACGUGAAGUAUUACUGGGUUUCAAUAAGAAUGAAGCCAUGUAUUUUUUGUUAUACGGGUUGGACCUGAAGCAAGGCGGAUUUCUGAACAAAGACGGGACAGUUAACCUCCCAGAAGCCAUAAAAAAGGCUGCCGCUGGAGUUCUGAUAGAAGGUAAGAAGGCUGACUUCACCAAAAUAACGGCGGCACAGUUCUUGAGUGAAAACAUACUAGUAGAAAGUGUUUUUCGAUUGCCGGCAGAGUACUACAGGCUUCCGAAGGUUACUUCCGAAACUGCAGAAAUCUCAAUGACACCAGAGGAACUCAUGCGUCGCUUAGACCAACUUUGUGGUGAACUAGACUUUACAUGUCCCACACUAAAAUUUGCCAAGCGCGUGGCAUCACUUCCAAAUUCUAAAGUGUUCUUGUACGAAUUACAACGAAGAACUGCCAAUUUUUCUUUCCCAAAAUGGGUUGGUGUCAUGCAUGGCUACGAAAUCGAAUAUGUGUUUGGAAUGCCAUACUCAGAGAAGUUUCAAACGGCCUUCUAUCGCUUCAACAAUCAAGAGAAAAACUGA
Opisthorchis viverrini is the source of this 1698-nucleotide messenger RNA. RefSeq lists its product as hypothetical. The coding region runs from base 1 to 1698 and encodes 565 amino acids. The record is from RefSeq and is a predicted model, not a curated record. Gene Ontology annotation, molecular function: acetylcholinesterase activity. Gene Ontology annotation, cellular component: plasma membrane. Gene Ontology annotation, biological process: acetylcholine catabolic process; choline metabolic process. NCBI's taxonomy places the organism in Eukaryota, Metazoa, Platyhelminthes, Trematoda, Opisthorchiida, Opisthorchiidae. The transcript has 2 exons.